This is a messenger RNA of Heterotrigona itama, 575 nucleotides long. The record is from the annotation of a GenBank genome assembly. NCBI's taxonomy places the organism in Eukaryota, Metazoa, Arthropoda, Insecta, Hymenoptera, Apidae.
AUGGCCAACAAUGCCAACAAUUUUACGGAACUAAAUAAAGUGAUAUUGGAAAGAUCCUGCUUUGCUCGAGAGAUUAUAUUGUAAGCGUAUUUUAUUAAAAAUCCAUUGGACUCGCACCUGGAAUAUGACCUAAAUUCAGGACGAUUGCGUAGUGUACAGAAUGUUCAAUGCCAACCGGUUAACAUUGUGCAAUGUGAUGUAAUCAGUUGCUGUCUUAGCCUUCAAUUAGUCACCUUAUAUAGAAACUUGACAAUCAAAAAUUGUCAAUGCGAUUGAAAGCCACAUUAAAUAAGUACUGUUAAAUUUCAUUAUUUUAUUAUUUAUAUUACAUUACGUAUGUUCAAGUUGAAAUUUUAUUUUAUCUUCGAAAUUGUCAUAUGCUACAGGUAUGCGGGCUGGGUAUAUUGACACUUGGCGUUAUUGUACACUUGCGAGUGACGGAAGUAACUGACCACAUUGACACCAAUCUUACCUUCCCAUCCAUAACGUUAAUCGUUAUCGGCAGUAUAAUCUUUGUAAUAUCAUUUUUCGGAUGUUGCGGCGCCAUUCGAGAAAGUCACUGCAUGAUAAUUACC